AUGACGGUCACAACCUCAGCUUUAGAAGUACCUCAGCCAGGGUCAGUUACUAGUGUCACCAUGGAUACAACAAUAGUUUUUUCAAAGAACGAUGGUAGAGAUGUGGAGUUGUAUGUAAAUCUCGUCAAUCCAUCAGACAAUGUGGUAUUGGUGGAAAUAUCUGCUCCUGGCGUGCCAACAUUCACAACGAGGCACCAACUAGUGGAAGCGAAAAACGUCUCUGUAACGAAAGUGACCACUACAAACUUCGAAAUAGAUGGAACAGGCAAAAGUGCUAAAAGUAUUCUCAUCCGGUCGAAUGAUACUGAUCUUAUUGUGAUCGGACUUUCAGCAGCUUUAAACAGUGGCGAUAUGUUCUUUGCUAGGAACGCUACACAACUUGGUACAGAAUAUUUUAUUAUUACAUACUGUGAUAUAGAUCGAAUUUGCCAAUUUGCCAUUACAGCUACCGAGGACAACACACUAAUUGAAGUAACGUUUCCUGGAUAUUUCGUCCCUUCUGAUGUAUUUAUUGGAACGAACUAUAGCCCUGGUGAGGUCAUUUCAAUGACCCUAGAAAAAUCACAGACUUUUCAAAUCCAAUCAAUGUCUGAUUUAAGUGGCGUAAAGAUUCUGUCAACAAAUGGAAAACGUUUUUCCGUUUUAUCUGGUUGCGUGUUCACUAGGGUACAGAAUGGUUACAAUCGUGAUCACUUAGCGGAUAUCGUACCCCCUAUAGCGGCAUGGGGGACUGAUUAUAUUAUCGUUCGAAGGAGGGUGACUGAGUUUGAACGCGAGUAUGUAAAAAUUGGUACAGCAGAUGAUGGCGCUAACGUUUCAAUAUUUGGAUGUGGGUCAACUGUUUAUCAGCACAUUCCAGAUUCUCAAACCUUCUUGUAUAAUUUAACGUGUCAAAGAAUUCACGUACGAUCGGAUGUACCAGUCCUCGUUGCUCAUUUUCCUGUUGCAGUCCCCAAUGGUGAUCCUGCGAUGUUCUUCCCAACUCCAAUUUCCCAGUAUGUCAGUGAAUAUGCUGUUUACAUUCCACCGGGAUUCAAGAACUGUGCCUUGGCACUAGUGAUGGAAACGGUUCAUACUCUUACAUUCGAUUUAGCCAAGUUUAGCAGCCAAUUUAACAACUGGAAAGAAAUACAAAACUCUGUUUACUCGACAGCAUGGUUAAAGAGAUUACAUUCCGGCGUCGUAGAAAUUCAUCAUACGUCUCCAUUUGGUGGCCACGUGAUAUGCGAACAGGAAAUAUCGAUGACAGCAUUAACAAUUGGUCUUGGAAAUGUGACUUUAAACGAACCACAGUUAUACUCUUCGACAACAGAUACAGAUGGUUCAACAACAGAGACGUUAACUCAGACGAUGACAACAGAAACCUUCCCAUCUACGUCUUUCCACCCAGACGUCACUUCUGCGAGAAACGUUUCAUCAACCACUACUGCAGCAGUUGACGGUAAAAAAGGUUUACUAAACUGUUCCUGUUGUAAAACAUUGCCGACUUCAGAUCCUCCUUCUCGUGAGCAGCUGUUAGCGAUGAUGAACAAAAUAAAAAACUCUCUUAGAGUUUCAAAGAAAGCCACAUCCCAUUACCUUCGUACUCUUAACAGUGCCUGGGACGAGAGGACAUCCUCAGCCAGUAUAGGUGCUGUAGGUAUUAUCGUUAUUUGUGUUGUGUUUGGAAGCAUCAUAGCAAUGGAUCUAGCAACUCUUUACCAGAAUCGUAGAUGA
This is a messenger RNA of Ylistrum balloti, 1716 nucleotides long. RefSeq lists its product as uncharacterized. Lineage: Eukaryota; Metazoa; Mollusca; Bivalvia; Pectinida; Pectinidae. The record is from RefSeq and is a predicted model, not a curated record. Bases 1 to 1716 code for a protein of 571 amino acids. The transcript is spliced from 4 exons.